AUGGCUCUGCUGAACGUGAAGACGUUUGCCAUUUGGAAGAGGCAUGGCAUUCGGCAGCGGGAAGCCCCAACACGGUGGGAAGCUACAUGUGAAGUGACAGAUGAAGCCUGGCCCCUGUCAGAAGAGUUCAGCGGCUUAGAUGUCUUGUGCGACACAGAGGUAAGGACUCACCGGUCACAUAUAUAUAUUUUAUGCUUAAUGGUUUUACCCCUGAACAAAGAUAUGACUCCACAUUGCUUUUCGUAUUUCCACUUUGAGUUCAAUGAAGAUUUCGUGAAGCUGUUCCAGCAAUCUCUGCGCACGCUCCCCUCCGUUGGUCUGCCUACCCUUCUGGCCUACAGACCCGAAUCGUCACGAGAAAACAUCCAGAUCGAGGCGAAGGAGGCCCCCGCGCCGAGGUGCGAGCACUGCGGCAGGCUGCUGAAGCCCUUCCCGCCCUUCGAAGACGUUUGCCCACCGUCACAGGACUGGGAAUCAAAAUUCUGCUGCGAGCAUAACCGAGACCUCUACGAGUUCAUCGUGAACGAGAGGAAGACCCGUGAAGGCGCUGGGAGCGUUCCCAUUGCUGCUGGCCCCCGUGAAUCCCACGGCACCGAAGCUGAGAGGCCGCUGUCGAAGCAGAGAGCGUACCAGAGGCAGCGGGAGAGACAAAUGGCCAGACAGUCAGCUCUCCUGGCAGCGGAGCCGACGAGCAUAGCGGAAAUGAAGAAUGAAUUGCUGGAAAAAUACUACAAACAUGGAGGGAAAUUCCUUACCAUGCUUCCAGAUGGAACAGCACAGUUAUUCUAUCCGUCUGGAAAUCUGGCAGUCAUUGUCGUGCGAGAGAAGAACCAGCUUGCUUGCAUCGUACAGGAGGACAAGCCGCACCACGCCGAAACACAAGCAGUGUUUAUGUCCGGCGGCAGAAGUACCUGCUAUUACCCCAGCGGAGCCGUGUGGAUAAGCAUGAGUAUUCAGGGAGGGCAGUACUUGGACCAAGCAGGCAGCAGGGUGAGAAGGUGGAUGUGGCCGAGCAGCGUCACGUCGCCAGGACCCCACGUCCCGCUAAGACCCAUCUUCAUCUCCCUGAACCGGCACGUGGGGGUCAGGAUCCUGGGCCAGGACAAGAUCACCGUUUCCUUCCUUGCCAUGGGGCAACAAGCAAAAUUCAACGUGGGGACCAAAGUGCAGGUCAGCGACGUCGGCCGGCUGCCUCCCCCAGCCCGGCUGGGCGAAGACGAGCUCCUGCUGCUUGCCUUCAGGGUGAGGAUUCUGCGGCUCUUCCACAGACUCCGUGGAUGCUUAAACUAUCCUUCUAAUGAGCAAUGGGACAAAAUUCAGCCUCCCGCUUACCUUAUCACACAGACUUUAAAGAUCCUACAGCUCUGCGCAACUUCUGACAUAAGCGAUGAGCUGCGCAGUUUGGUCAGGCCGAUAGUAAAUGCUCCAGACUGA
Molecule: messenger RNA, 1434 nt
Organism: Opisthocomus hoazin
Lineage: Eukaryota; Metazoa; Chordata; Aves; Opisthocomiformes; Opisthocomidae
Source: RefSeq, a predicted model, not a curated record